Torulaspora delbrueckii is the source of this 690-nucleotide messenger RNA. It is a transcript of the gene MGE1, whose product is annotated as mitochondrial nucleotide exchange factor MGE1. Lineage: Eukaryota; Fungi; Ascomycota; Saccharomycetes; Saccharomycetales; Saccharomycetaceae. Bases 1 to 690 code for a protein of 229 amino acids. The transcript has a single exon. Gene Ontology annotation, biological process: protein import into mitochondrial matrix; protein folding. Gene Ontology annotation, molecular function: protein homodimerization activity; adenyl-nucleotide exchange factor activity; protein-folding chaperone binding. Gene Ontology annotation, cellular component: PAM complex, Tim23 associated import motor. The record is from RefSeq and is a predicted model, not a curated record.
AUGAGAGCUUUCACUAGAGUAACAAGAUUUGCCCCAAGAUCAGCCGUCGCUUCACAGCUCGCUUUUAGACCAGUGAACGCCACAUUUGCCAACACCAGAUUGGGUUUAAGGUCAUACGCUGAUGAUGUGAAACCUGAAACUGAGGAGGCAAAGCAGUCGGCAGCUAAAGAGACUGACUCUUUGACUGAAGAACAAAAGAUGAUCAAGGAACUAGAAGCUAAGGUCGAAAAGAAGGACAAAGAAGCUGUUGAGUUGAAGGAUAGACUAUUGAGAUCAGUGGCAGACUUUAGAAACUUGCAAGAAGUUACCAAGAAGGAUAUUCAGAAAGCUAAGGAUUUUGCUUUACAAAAAUUUGCAAAGGACCUAUUGGAAUCUGUGGACAACUUCGGUCAUGCCUUGAACGCCUUCAAGGAAGAAGACGCAGCAAAGAACCAAGAAAUUAAUGAUCUUUACACCGGUGUCAAGAUGACCAGAGACGUUUUUGAGAAGACUUUGAAGAAGCAUGGUAUCGAAAAACUGGAUCCAAUCGGCGAACAAUUCGACCCUAACAAGCAUGAGGCCACUUUUGAGCUACCACAACCAGACAAGGAACCGGGCUCUGUUUUCCACGUUCAGCAAGUGGGUUUUACUCUAAACAAUAGAGUUAUCAGACCUGCAAAGGUCGGUAUUGUCAAGUCCGCCGAUAAUUAA